AAGGAAAACAUCAUGUCUCAAAUGCAUAAAAUAGCACAAAAUGUAUGCCGUUUCCUAUGGUGGAUCGAUUUGAUCCAUGAUCGACCUCUAGGGCUGCUUAAGAAAAGCGUGCACGCGACAUUAUCUUGACUAGGUGAACCUGGAUCGAAUUAGCGGGACUGCGUGAACUUCAAUUACCUUUUAUGAAACCGUUUUAGCCCAAACUCAUUUGUUAGGUUAAUUCAAGUCAGGUUUUGGAGUUUAAUCCUCGCUUUUCUUAGCAUCUUUUAUGAAACAGCCCUCAGGUCUUCACUGAGAGAUGUUUGUUUCUGUUUCGUUUUGAUUGGAGCUUGAAUUAGUGUCGGUGCUGAACGAACAUCAGUGAGUUUGACGUCAGUGAAGGAAGAUUGCAUCCGUUUUGCAUCUGCUUGUGCAUCAGCAUUGUGACACACAAGAUGAGAUGGAAGAAGACAAGCUGAAACACAAGGAAGUCAAGAUGAGCAACAGCGCUCUCACUGGAGUCAGUGUUGAUCUGAAUGCUCAGACGGGAGCAGCUGUAAAUGCUUCUGUACUCACUGGAAACACCAUCACAGGACCAGUGACCUUCAACUAUAACACUGCAGGACCACAGAAUAUCACAGAGAAACACACAGAAGAGCAAGUGGAUUUGAAUCUGAAAAAAUUCUUGGGAUCUCACAAGACCAACAUGAAGGAGGAAGCAGAGUGUGUAUUUGAGGGCAAGAAAGAAAAUGAAGCACAUCUCAAUGAUGUUUACACAGAACUGUUCAUCACAGAGGGAGAUAUGAAAGAUGUCAAUCAGGAACAUGAGAUUAUGAAGAUUGAUGAUGUUUUCAAGAAUAAAAAAACACAGGACAAACCAAUCAAAUGCAAUGAUAUAUUUACAUUACUAAGAGGUAAAAAUGAGAAAAAGAUUGUUCUGACCAAGGGAGUUGCUGGCAUCGGAAAAACUGUCUCUGUGCACAAGUUCAUCCUGGACUGGGCAGAAGGAAAAGCCAAUGAUUUUAUUGACUGUGUAUUCCUGCUUCCAUUCCGAGACAUUAACUUGAUGACAAAUGAAGAUUUCAGUCUCCAUGAGCUUCUGCUGGAAUUUUAUCCUGAACUGAAGGACCUGGAGAAAUCAAAAUUAUAUAAGGAAUGCAAGAUAGCAUUUAUAUUUGAUGGACUUGAUGAGAGUCGCCUGGCUUUGAAUUUUAACAGUAGAUCAUUGAAUUCCACUGAGAAAAGAUCAUCUGUAGAUGUGCUGUUCACAAGUCUGGUCAAAGGGAUUCUGCUUCCAUCAGCUCUCAUCUGGGUGACCUCACGACCAGCAGCAGCCAAUCGGAUCCCUCCUCGGUAUGUGGGUUUGUUCACAGAGGUGCAAGGAUUCACUGACCAACAGAAGGAGGAGUACUUCAGAAAGAGAAUCACAGAUGGGACUCAGGCCUCCAGAAUCAUCUCACACAUUAAGAUGUCUCGUAGUCUCUACAUCAUGUGUCACAUUCCUGUGUUCUGCUGGAUCACUGCCACAGUACUUCAGGAUAUUCUCAAGAACAACACUGAGAACAUCAGCACAACACUCACUGAAAUGUACAGUCACUUCCUACUGAUACAGACAGACAUGAAGAACCAGAAGUAUGAUGAACAAGAAGAAAGAGAAUGUGCAAAGCUCUUACAUUCAAAUAAAGAAAUGAUUUUGAAGUUAGCCAAGCUAGCGUUUGAACAGCUGAAGAAGGAUAACAUUGUGUUCUAUGAGGAAGAUCUGGAAGAAUGUGGUAUUAACAUGAGUAAAGACACUGAGUUCACAGGAAUGAUUGCCGAGAUCUUUAAGAAGGAAGAUGGAUUUCGUGAAAAAAAGGUCUUCUGCUUUGUGCAUCUGAGUGUUCAAGAGUUCCUCGCUGCAGUGCAUGUGUUCCUCUGCUACCUGAGCAAGAACAUGCAGGAGAUUCAGUUUUUCUUUGAGAUGCCAAAAGAAAACAUCACACUGCAGGAGCUACUAAAGAAGGCUGUUGAUAAAGCCAUGAAGAGCGAGAGAGGACAUCUGGACUUGUUCCUGCGGUUUCUGCUGGGAAUUUCACUGGAAUCCAGUCAAACCCUGCUCAAAGGCCUGAUCCCACACACUGAAGACACCACAGAGAGCAUCACAAAAACAACUGAACACAUUAAACAAGUACAAAACAAGAAUAUCUCAGAUGAAGCUUCAGUCAACCUGUUUUACUGCUUACUUGAGCUCAAGGACCAUUCAUUAUAUGAAGAGAUCCAGAGAUACAUCAGUUCAGAUGAACAUCCAGGGAAAAAACUCUCAUCUUCAAUGUGCACAGUGCUGACCUACAUACUGCUGAUGUCAGAGGAGGUGCUGGAUGAGUUCAACCCAAAGAGGUUUACGUCAUCACAGGCAGACAACAAGAGACUCGUUCCAGCUGUGAAAUGCUGCAGAAAAGCCUUAUUUGAUGGCUGUGGUCUUGAUGAAACAUGCUGUGAAACAGUAUCUUCAGUUCUACAAUCACCAAAAUCCCAUCUGAGAGAGUUGAACCUGAGCAGCAAUCACCUGAAGGAUUCAGGAGUGAAGUUGCUUUCUGAUGGACUAAAGAGUUCAGAAUGUAAACUGAACAUACUGAGGCUAUGUGGGUGCAAUCUGACUGGUCAGUCCUGUGAAAGUUUGUCUUCAGCUCUACAGUCAUCAAAGUCUGUCCUGAAAGAGCUGGACCUGAGUAACAAUGACCUGCAGGAUUCUGGAGUGAAUCUUCUUUCUGAUGGACUGAAGAGUUCAAACUGUCAGCUGCAGAUACUGAGCCUUACUCACUGUAGACUCACUGUUCAGUCUUGUGAGAGUUUGUUAUCAGUUCUACAAUCCUCAAACUGUGUCCUGAGAGAACUGGACCUGAGUAACAAUGACCUGCAGGAUUCUGGAGUGAAGCUUCUUUCUGAUGGACUGAAGAGAAACUGUAAGCUGGACAUUUUGAGGUUGUCUGGCUGUAUGGUGACAGAGGAAGGCUGUGGUUAUGUGUCUUCAGCUCUGAGUUCAAACCCCUCACACCUGAAGGAGCUGGAUCUGAGCUACAAUCACCCAGGAGACUCAGGAGUGAAGCUACUCAACCAUCCAAACUACAGACUGGACAAACUCAAUGUGGAUCAUGGAGGAGAGUUCAGGAUUACAGCAGGACUGCACAAAUAUUCCCAUCGGAUCACUCCGGAUCUGAACACAGUGAAUAAACGCCUCCGUCUGUCUGAGAGGAACACAGUGAUUACUGUCACUGACACACCACAGCCGUAUCCUAAUCAUCCAGACAGAUUUGAUGUGUAUCCUCAGGUGUUGUGUAGAGAGAGUGUGUGUGAUCGACGCUGUUACUGGGAGAUUGAGUGGAGUGGAUUAUGUGUGUGUAUAUCAGUGUCAUAUAAGAGCAUCAGCAGGAAGGGAGACUGUGAUGAGUGUGUGUUUGGAUAUAAUGAUCAGUCCUGGAGUUUGAUCUGCUAUCCUGACAGAUACUCAUUCAGACACAAUAACAUAUGGACUGAUCUCCCUGUAAAGCCCAUCAUCAGGAGAACAGUGAAUGAGGAGAAUCACUAUAGAGCAGGAGUGUAUGGGUAUGACUAUAGACUAGGAGUGAAUGAUGAUGAUGAGGAGGAGGAGGAGAAGAAUCACUAUAGAGUAGGAGUGUAUGUGGAUCACAGUGCAGGAACUCUGUCCUUCUACAGCGUCUCUGGAGACACAAUGAUCCUCAUCCACACAGUCCAGACCACAUUCACUCAACCGCUCUAUCCUGGGAUUGGGUUUAGUCGUUAUGGAUCAUCAGUGAAACUGUUCUAGAGUCUCUUCAUGACAUUAACACUGAAAUAUCAGGACACAGUAAAUGUGUGUUAAUGACUCAGAGUCACAUGAUGAAGUAAAUGUUGAAAUAUUGUAAUAAAUGUUGAACUCAGUGUAUGUAUAUUGUGUCAUGUGGUGUCGUUAUGAGGAGCAGGAGUGACACUUACAGAUUUAGAUCCACUAACCCACUGAAAAAUAACAUCAACAAUCAAUUCAUCAAUUUAAUCAUUCAAACACAAAUGGACAUUUUUACAUGCAUCAAUAAAUACACACAUUUAAAACUGUUUAUUUGAUUCAUGUUUUAAACGUACAUUAAUAAAUCAUUUUAAAUCUCUUUUUAAAAGCUUUGGCCAAUUGCUUUUCUUUAUCCGUUUGUCAGUCGAGUUAAAAACGCCAUUGGUCAGGACACACGUGGAGCAACCAAUCAGCUUUCACCUCAGUGUGAAGAGCCAAUCCUCUGUCACUGUGAAUGUAACACGCGCUGUCAUUGGACAGUGAGAACAGCUAUUCAUUCAUUAAAUAUGAGAGUUGAGACACUCUGACUGAAAGAGUCUCAAACCGUCUACUUCUCUACUAUACAGUAGGCGAGAGAAUAAGUGUGUCAGAAACCUCAGUGAUCAUCAAAGAGUAGCGAGAAUUACCCGCGUGACGUACUGAUUCUCGCCAGAUUGUGACGUGUUGAGAUGCAGCAGGACUGUGAACACGUGAUUGUUGAUCAAUAAGUUUGAAUAAAGCGUUGUUUCAUGUGUU
Megalobrama amblycephala (Wuchang bream) is the source of this 4534-nucleotide messenger RNA. Its product is annotated as NACHT, LRR and PYD domains-containing protein 12-like. Gene Ontology annotation, molecular function: protein binding. NCBI's taxonomy places the organism in Eukaryota, Metazoa, Chordata, Actinopteri, Cypriniformes, Xenocyprididae. The transcript has 11 exons. The coding region runs from base 440 to 3784 and encodes 1114 amino acids. The record is from RefSeq and is a predicted model, not a curated record.